GAGCAUAAACUUUUCAAUUACAAUUUCAGUGCAUACCGCAUAGCAAUUAGCCAGCUUAGCUAGGGCUGUGUAGUAGAGAAGAAAUCGGAGGAUGUGGAGGCUGAAGGUGGGAGAAGGAGGGGACAGCCCUUACAUCUACAGCACAAACAACUACGCCGGGAGGCAGACAUGGGAGUUCGACCCUGACGCCGGCACCCCUGAGGAGCGCGCUCAGGUUGAAGAAGCUCGCCUUCAUUUCUGGAACAACCGCUUCCAUGUCAAGCCCUGCUCCGAUCUCCUCUGGCGCAUGCAGUAUUUGAGAGAGAAAAAUUUCAAGCAAACAAUACCGCAAGAGAAGGUGGAAGAGGGAGAAGAGAUAAGCUAUGAGAAAGCGACGGUGGCAUUGAGGAGGGCAGUCCAUUUCUUUUCCGCCUUGCAGUCCCCCGACGGCCACUGGCCUGCCGAAAUUGCUGGCCCUUUGUUCUUCCUCCCUCCCCUCGUGAUGUGCGUGUACAUUACGGGCCAUCUUGAUUCUAUAUUCCCAGCAGAACAUCGCAAGGAAAUUCUGCGCUACAUUUACUGUCAUCAGAACGAGGAUGGGGGAUGGGGACUGCACAUAGAGGGGCACAGCACCAUGUUCUGCACAGCCCUCAGCUAUAUUUGCAUGCGCAUUCUCGGCGAAGGACCCAGCGGCGGCAAAGACAAUGCCUGCGCCAGAGCUCGUAAAUGGAUUCACGACCGUGGCGGUGUCACCGCCAUUCCCUCCUGGGGCAAGACAUGGCUUUCAAUACUGGGUGUAUUUGAGUGGACAGGCAGCAACCCAAUGCCUCCAGAGUUCUGGAUGUUCCCUUCUUUUCUUCCAAUGCAUCCAGCAAAAAUGUGGUGCUACUGUAGGAUGGUUUACAUGCCAAUGUCAUAUUUGUAUGGGAAAAGGUUCGUAGGCCCCAUCACCCCUCUCAUUCUCCAGUUGAGAGAAGAACUCCACACUCAACCUUACCACGAAAUCAACUGGAAGAAAGUGCGCCAUGUCUGCGCCCAGGAGGAUAUAUACUAUCCCCAUCCUUUAAUUCAAGACUUGCUGUGGGAUGGUCUGUACAUAUUAACAGAGCCUCUGCUGACCCGGUGGCCCUUUAACAAGUUGAGGGAGAAGGCACUUCAAACCACAAUGAACUACAUUCAUUACGAAGAUGAGAACAGUCGUUACAUUACGAUCGGAUGCGUUGAGAAGGUGUUGUGCAUGCUGGCUUGUUGGGUUGAAGACCCUGAUGGGGAUUAUUUCAAGAAGCACCUUGCUAGGAUCCCUGAUUAUAUAUGGGUUGCAGAGGAUGGAAUGAAGAUGCAGAGCUUUGGUAGUCAGGAGUGGGAUACUGGUUUUGCCAUUCAAGCUUUGCUGGCCAGUAAUCUCACCGACGAAAUUGGACUGACGCUCAAGAAAGGACAUGAAUUCAUAAAGAAUUCUCAGGUUAAGGACAAUCCCUCUGGUGACUUCAAAAAGAUGUUCCGCCACAUCUCUAAAGGAUCAUGGACUUUCUCCGACCAAGAUCACGGCUGGCAAGUGUCUGAUUGCACUGCAGAGGGACUGAAGUGUUGUCUUCUUUUUUCAGUGAUGCCACCUGAAAUUGUCGGCGAGCAAAUGGAACCUGAGCGACUGUAUGAUUCGGUUAACGUCUUGCUUUCCCUGCAGAGUGAAAAUGGUGGUCUAACAGCAUGGGAGCGUGCAGGAGCCCAGGAAUGGUUGGAGAUGCUCAAUCCUACAGAGUUUUUCGCAGACAUCGUUAUAGAACAUGAGUAUGUCGAGUGCACUGCCUCGGCAAUCCAGGCUCUACUUCUGUUCAAGAAAUUAUAUCCUGGACACAGGAAGAAGGAGAUCGAGAGCUUCAUCGCGAAUGCUGUAGGGUAUCUGGAAGAUGUACAAACGCCCGAUGGUUCUUGGUACGGAAAUUGGGGAGUAUGCUUCACAUAUGGUUCAUGGUUUGCACUGGGAGGGCUAGCGGCUGCAGGGAAGAACUAUUAUAAUUGUCCUGCUAUCCGUAGAGGUGUUGAUUUUCUGCUAAAAUCACAAAAGGACGAUGGCGGAUGGGGAGAGAGCUAUCUUUCAUGCCCAAGAAAGAUAUAUACGCCCCUAGAAGGAAACCGGUCAAAUCUGGUGCAUACUGCAUGGGCUAUGAUGGGUCUAAUUCAUGCUGGGCAGGUUGAAAGAGACCCAACACCUCUUCACCGUGCAGCCAAGCUUUUGAUCAACUCUCAAUUGGAAAAUGGCGACUUCCCUCAACAGGAAAUCACUGGUGUCUUCAUGAAGAAUUGCAUGUUACACUAUGCCGAAUACAGGAACAUUUAUCCUUUAUGGGCUCUUGCAGAAUACCGCAGGCGGGUUCCUCUGCCCUCCAAAAUUGUCUAAAACCAAAGUUGCUGCAUGAGCUUGCCCGAUACAAAAUGAACUCGUCUGUGAAUUGAUUUUGUUCUAUCUUUUACCACCGGAAGCAUUUCCUCUUCUGUCAACAAUCAAUUAAUGUCUAUGCAUGUAUAGAUGUUCAAGAAUCAUUAGGUGAUCAGAAAAAUGGACAGGCAAGGCUUUAAGGCACAUGCGAUUUCAGCAAUAAAAGAAUUGAGUACAUCCAUGAGAAAAUUUUCCAUGUUAGUUUACCAUCGCCUGUAUAUUGAAGAUGAUGACAAAAGCCUUUCUGUGUAGAAGACAUAUGGAUCUUCAGCUCUGGCAGUGCAGUGCACCAGAAAAGAUUGCCUAGCUCAUUAGCCAUUUUCGUACUUGUCAACAGACAUAUGUCGUUGUAGUAUGAUAUAAACAGUAUAUUCAGAUCUGAAUCAAAUAUCCUUACCGUCUAA
Malania oleifera is the source of this 2820-nucleotide messenger RNA. RefSeq names its product beta-amyrin synthase. The transcript has 17 exons. Gene Ontology annotation, biological process: triterpenoid biosynthetic process. Gene Ontology annotation, molecular function: beta-amyrin synthase activity. Lineage: Eukaryota; Viridiplantae; Streptophyta; Magnoliopsida; Santalales; Ximeniaceae. The coding region runs from base 92 to 2377 and encodes 761 amino acids. Gene Ontology annotation, cellular component: lipid droplet. The record is from RefSeq and is a predicted model, not a curated record.